CGUGUCUGACGGAAAAAUAAAAAAAAGUGAAAAAGUUGAAGCACAGUCACACCUGACAGCUCACGUAUCGCCACGCGUUAAAGACCGGAGGAAGAAGAAAGUUCACACUUUCUAAGAACUCAACAAGUCAAAGUUUAAAAAGAGAAAGAUUAAAAAGAGCAAAGGGCAGAAUGAGAGACUCAGCCAAAAGAGGAAGCGGGGAGCAGAAGGAUAGCUCUACUUCAGCCAAUGGAAAACGAUCUGGAGGAUCGAAAGGGAAAGAAGAUGAUAGCUCAUAUACUGUGAAGAUCCAAGGGGCAGGAGUGGAUCCUUUUGAGCUAACGGUUCCUAGGUUCUGUCUGGUCCAAGAUACAUUAAUGACAAUUCUGAAUAGAGAAGAAGUGGCCCCUCGAACAUCUCUUGCUCUCUCCAUGUCUGGUGCAAACCUUGACCCCUUUGCGGAGCUCCAGAAUGUCAAAGGUUUCAAGACAGGAGUCACGCUCAGAUUAAUGGAAGAGCCAUACACUCCCCGGUCAGCUCAAGCUCAUCUGGCUCGUGUUCAGGAGCUGCUGUGCACUUUUAGUCCACAGGAUACCUUGAUAGAGGGCAGAUCUCCAAGUGUGCUAAACGUGUUCACACACACAGCUGAUUCUACUUCUAUUAGUCAGCCCUCAAAGAGCAAAAGAGCUAAUAAUAAGACUGAGCAGACAAAUGAAACUCCUUCUCCUCCUGAUUACAUCCUACCUGGGGCUACAGAGCGCCCCCCUCUGGCCACCUUACUGCCUACCAGCACAUACCCUGAGGUUCCCAGUUGCCUGCUGGAUUUGUCACUUAGCUCUUGGAACCCCCCUCCUGGCUCCAGGAAACUGCAGGGUGACUAUCUGUACAUUAGUGUUGAAACAUUGGAGGGCAAGCACUAUGACAUUACAUCAUCUCCUCGAGGGUUUUACGUGAACAGGUCUACUGAGCAUGCUUUUGACCCACGUCCUGCCUCAUCCACUCUAGUGUGUCACUGCCUGACUGACCUGCUGUCUCAUCUCAGUCAACAGUUUAAGCAUAACUUUAAUACACUCCGACACAGGCCUUCUCUGUCAACAGAAGAGUCUAUGUCCACCCCUUACCACACUAUGAGCUGGUUGGGGGGUUCAGCACUCUAUUCUCACAAAACCAACCAUGGCUGUAGACUGGGUUUAGAGGGCCUUAAUAAUCAGGCUCCAGACUGGAAUGAAGAAAUACAGACAGCUAGAGAUCUACCACAGACCACCUUAGAAGAGAGACUCCAAAGAGAAAAAGCCCUACUACAGGUAAAUAGUGCCUUUGCAUGGGCCGCAGCCCAAGCUGCCGAAAAAGUGAUUGAUGGCUUUGUUGAUCCAAUUAAUGGUUCUAAUGAAGCCCCAGCAUUCCUGUGGGGCGGUCUUUUUAUGAGCACUGGUGGGCCUGGAGAAGACGGGUUGGGUGGCGAUCGAGGUCGAAGGGCAGCACAGAGACUUGAACUACAAGCUAUUCAGGCUUACAGUGAUUUAGAGGGAGAUCUACAAGCUCUUCACACUCUCCCGACUGCUCUAACAGAUUACAGAGGCCUUCGUCUUUGUGUCCAAGGUCUGGCACCUGGCCUCCAGGCCCAGGAUCAAUCUGGGGUCUCUCCUGGCCUCUUGUAUAGCCUCAGUACUGGGCCUUUAGAGAACCCAGCCCGUAGGAAGCUUUUGCAGCUGCUAGCUCAGUCAGCCAAGGCCCUUGGCUUGCAGAGGUAUGCAGUAGUGGGCCCCAGUGGCUAUCAGGCUGCCCUGUUCACCUCUAUGGAUGCUCAGGGACUUUUGGGAGCAGAUUGCCGUUAUUACAUCCUUGAUGUAUACCGUACAGCUCCGGUUGAUGCCAACUUCUGCUUGGCCGAAGGGGUAGAAGAGGCGAAAGACGGCAAUGUUCCCAGGCGUUUCCCUCAUGGGCUAUGUCGCCUACGUCCAGAGCUAGUCAAGGCUUUCGUGCAGCACAAGCAUACUGAGUUUACAAAGCGUGUGAGAGAAAAGAUGCAGGAGAGUGAAGGCACAGAGGAUUGUGGACAAUCAGGUGAUUCUCGAGGCACAGAAGCAGUGAGAGCAGCCUGCAAAGAUGUCGGCUCUAUCAGUGACAUUAUCUUUGAGAUGCGUUUUAACCCUUCUGUCUUCUCUCCAGGUGUCCAGUUUCCCAAGUCUGAGGGUGCUGCUGUGGCCUUACAGGAGAGAUUAUUAAAAGAGGCUGCUGCAUUCAUCAUCAAUGAUCAAAUACCAGCAUUUAUUAACGACUGUCUGCACUACAAUGAGAUGCCCAUAGAUGGAGCUACACUACGACAAGCCCUGCAUCAGAAAGGCAUAAACCUCCGUUAUUUGGGUCUGUUGAUAUCCGCCAUCAAUCAGUCAAGUAACAAGGAGCAACUAAGGCAUAUUACUAGACUGGUUUUCGGGGAGAUUGUAGUACGCUGUGCUCGAAGGAUCUUCAAUGGCUAUAUACAGGGCGUGGAAUUGUCUAACCUGUCAGCGGCUGCAAGUCACUUUUUAUGCUGCUUACUGGUGCCUCACUUUAGUCCUGCCUCAAAUAGUGAGGAGUCUAAAAAACGCUCCAGGAGGCGUGGAAAUAAAGGUGGAGGAAGCACUGAUAAUACUGCAUGGAGCUUGCUCAGUGGAAAUGAGCUGUGGACCCACAUAUGCCAAGAUGCUUUAGAGACCUAUGGUGUUAAACAGGCACUUGGGUCAAAUAUAGACCAGUUGGUUGAGCAGUAUGGGCUUCAGAAACUAUCAUUAUUACGAGAGAUCUGCUUGAAGACUGGCAUACAGCUCCGUCUUAGAGAUUAUAUCCUGGACAACCGUACCAAAGCCCCAAUUUCUCCAGAUGAUGUGCUAAACCUUCUGCCUGUGGUCAAACACAUCAACAUGCCAAUAACUGAUGCAAUGCGGUCAUUCUGUGCAGCCCAAAGUAGCCUUCAGAAAGGGUUGCUAGAGCAGGCAUAUGAGCAGUUGAAAGAGGCAGCGUACUUGUUUGGUCGUGUCUGUGACAGUUUACACCCUGAGGCCUGCAACUGUCUCACUUUACUGGCUAAAAUGGCUUAUGUUCAGGGCCACCCUGCUGAGGCUCGCAGUGUACAAAUGAGGGUGGUUGUCAUCAGUGAGAGAGUGCUGGGCUUCGACCACCCAAAUACCAUUCAACAAUAUGCUUUGUUGGCAGUGUACUUGUUUGCUGGAGGAGAGACUGCUUUGGCCUUGAGGUGUCUGUAUCGAGCUAAAUUGCUUAUGGUAACAGUACAUGGGGAGGAUCAUCCAUAUACAGCAGUAUUGGACAGUUCUUUGGGAUUAAUGCUCCAGGGGGAUCAGUCCCUGCAGUACCUACAGAGUGCACUGAGACUCAAUACUUCUUUCCGAGGUGCCAUGGACCUUUCAACUGCCCUGAAUCACCACCUCUUGGCUCAGAGGAUGUGUGUAGCAGGAGAUUACAGAGGAGCCAUGGCUCAAGAGAAGGAAGCACACAACGUGUUCGAGAAGCAGUAUGGUGACAAUCAUCCGCAGACUAAAUGCAGUUCUGACUUCUUGAAAGCCGUCACCCAGCAUGCAGUGCGUGUGGAACGGUCCAUACGACAGGCGGGGGCCGAGCUCACAGACCUAAGCACUCCUGAGAAUCUGGUUCCCUCUUUCGAAACUACUUUGGAGCAGUUAGCGCUUGUAAAUGGUAUCCUGAAGACUUCAUACAGCAUGAGGCUUAUGGAAUUCAAAGAGAAACUGAAAGAGAGAAAAGCUAAUGAGGAAUCAGAGAAAGUGAAAGCAAACUCGUCCAAUGAAGUCAAAGUUGUUGAGGAAGCUGCAUCCAGUGAGGAGCAGAGUAUAGAGGUGAUUGAUGGAAAUGCUAUGAAUCAACCAGAAAAAACAGAUGCCUUGGAGGACAGACCUGACCAAACCCAAGUGAAUGGGGAAUUUGAGUCUGACAUACAAAAUGGAGAUGUAACAACUGCACCUGAUGAAGAUGAAGGCAAAUCAUCAAUACUUGCAAUAAAGAAUCCAACAGAGUCAAAAGAGAUCAUUACCGCAACCAUCUCUGAACCGGCCUUAGUAAAUGGAGAAUGCAAGGCUAACGAAGAAGUAAUGCUUGUGGAGAAAGAGACCCCACAGAAUUGAGACACCUACCACUGCAGAAAUUGCAGAGAUACAAACAGACAAAGAUCGUUAACUUCGUGGGGGAGGGUCACACACACACACACACACUAAUGUGUUCAAGCACAAUUCUAAUUUUUAUUUUGGUUUUCUGAUUUGCUGGAUGAUCUCCAGAUCUUGGCAGUGCUCAUACUGAGGCUCUGAAGGCUCAUACCAGAUUGAUUCCGGGAGUUUAUGAAGCUUGUGUGGAGGGAAACGGAUUACGGCAGUAUCAUUAAACACAUCUAAGAAACGCUGUGAGCAGGGCAGGCUUGUCUCCUCACACACAUCUGUUACCUUAAACACAACCAUGUCAAGGGAUACAACUUACAACAGCAAGAACAAACAUAUGCUUUCUGUCUAAAUAUAUUACCCAUUUGAAACAACUAAUUACAUACUUCCAAAAUUUCAGUUUUUUUCUUUAUGUUUUGGACAUUUAUCACAUUCCUGAUAACAAUUGCAAAUAAACACUAUUCUUUAA
Messenger RNA from Tachysurus vachellii, 4611 nucleotides. RefSeq names its product clustered mitochondria protein homolog. Gene Ontology annotation, cellular component: cytoplasm. Bases 171 to 4115 code for a protein of 1314 amino acids. Gene Ontology annotation, biological process: intracellular distribution of mitochondria. The transcript has 26 exons. The record is from RefSeq and is a predicted model, not a curated record. Lineage: Eukaryota; Metazoa; Chordata; Actinopteri; Siluriformes; Bagridae. Gene Ontology annotation, molecular function: mRNA binding; protein binding.